AUGCCGCAAGAGGAUUUCUCCGCCGAGCUCUUGCAACUAUACUAUGAUCGGCUCUUUCCAUACCAACAAAUGACUCAAUGGCUAAGCUACGACAAAGGAGAGGACUUUUUAUUCCGUCGUGAGCUCUCGUAUACGCUUGAAAACGACACGUAUAUCCGCUACAAGGCCUUCCGCAAUGCUGAGGAAUUCAAGACAAGUAUGGUCAAGACUCUACCUUUCAAAAUUGAUAUUGGUGCUGUUUUCUCGAUUUCGCCUGCUGACAAGGGCAAGUUCAUGGUUGCAGCAGUAGAAGUUUUGAAUGCAGCGUUGCGAGAUGAUUUUGGCUUUGAAAACUUGCUCUGGGUUUACUCAGGACGUCGUGGUAUCCAUUGCUGGGUCGCAGAUGAGCGAGCUCGUGAGCUCGAGAACGAGGCGCGUUCUGCAGUAGUGGGGUAUCUGUCACUUAUUGAAGGCAACGAAAACUCUGCUCGUAAGGUCAAGCUACGUGAACCGCUGCAUCCGUCGCUCGACCGGGCUUACCGUCUGCUGGAGCCGAUGUUCGCGGAUAUGAUUUUAGCAGAGGAGGGUCAGGGAAUUAUGUGUUCGGAGAAGCACUGGUCCAAGCUGCUGGCAAUGGUACCUGACGAGGAUAUUCGAGCUAACAUGACACGUCGAUGGGGUUCUACAAAUUGCACUUCAAGUCCAAACGAGAAGUGGCUCGAGCUCAGAGAGGCGGUUGAGAAACAGGUGCUGAAAAAUGCCAACGCCAUGCGUGGUGGUAGUAACCUUAAGCGGUCUGCACCGAAUAGUGACGCCAACAAACGCUUUGCAGCUGCCGAGCUGCGCACUUGUCUGCAAGAGAUUGUGCUAGCAUACCUAUACCCAAGACUAGAUGCCAACGUGUCUAAACAACGAAAUCACUUGUUGAAGAGUCCCUUUGCUGUACACCCUAAGACAGGUCGUGUAUGUGUACCCAUCGAUGUAGCCUGCAUGGAAAAAUUUGACCCGUUCAGAGUGCCUACUCUGGGCCAAUUACAAGAGGAACUCGACUCGGAUAAGUCUGCCACAAGCAUGAACAAGUACGUAGGCUUCUUUGAGUCUUCGUUCUUGAAGCCAUUGGCUGCGGUAGCUAAGCGGAAAGAGCGCGACGCCCGUGAGAGCGACGCUGCAAUGACUGGCGACUGGUAG
Molecule: messenger RNA, 1167 nt
Organism: Peronospora belbahrii
Lineage: Eukaryota; Oomycota; Peronosporomycetes; Peronosporales; Peronosporaceae
Source: the annotation of a GenBank genome assembly